Messenger RNA from Argiope bruennichi, 2857 nucleotides. Its product is annotated as carbonic anhydrase 2-like. Lineage: Eukaryota; Metazoa; Arthropoda; Arachnida; Araneae; Araneidae. The record is from RefSeq and is a predicted model, not a curated record. The transcript has 7 exons. Gene Ontology annotation, molecular function: carbonate dehydratase activity; zinc ion binding. Gene Ontology annotation, cellular component: plasma membrane. Bases 106 to 1059 code for a protein of 317 amino acids.
GAUGCAUGCGGUUGGGCGAAUGGAGUGCCGCGAGAUUACGAAAUCGGAAGAGAGAAAGCGAGAGAGAAAAUGAGAGAUGAAAAUCAUUCAGUGUGAGCCGCGACCAUGCUGCGGACGGUACUGCUGAGCUUUCUCCUCCUCUUGCCCCUCGGCACUCUCGGGGUUUCGCUACACGAUAUCGUAAAGCGAGACGCGAAAGACCACCACGCUUGGAACUAUGAAGACAAAACAGGUCCAAAGCAUUGGCCGGAGAUGUACAAAAAAUGCGGCGGCUCCAGGCAGUCCCCGAUCGACAUCGUGAACAGUGAAGUGGAUCACAAUGAUGAACUGGACGCUUUCGUGUUCGACAACUACGACGACCCUCUGGAAGACGCCGUUAUUGAGAAUAAUGGGCACACGAUUCAAAUCAGUCCAGGACCCAAAGACGCCCCCAGGAUUAUUGACGAGGGUGGCAUGGACGACAAAUAUCAGUUCUUACAACUGCACUUCCACUGGGGCGCUGACAGCAAGAGGGGUUCCGAGCAUCUGAUCGACGGACAGAGGUUCCCAAUGGAAAUGCAUCUGGUACACAUGAACACAAAUUACAAAACAAAAGAAAAGGCAGUCCAUAAAGAAGACGGGCUCGCUGUACUAGCAGUUCUUUUCAAGCUGUCCGACGAAGACAAUCCUGCUCUGGAGCCCAUCAUCGACAAACUGGACGACAUCCGACAGGAGGGCAGCAAGGUCGAAAUGGACGACUUCACUCUGGAAUCCCUCAUUCCCGACGACCUGAUGCCUUAUUAUCGUUACAAGGGAUCCCUGACCACACCCCCAUGCUACGAAAUCGUAACUUGGACCAUUUUCAAAGACUUCGUUCCAAUCAGUGAGAAACAGCUGCAACAAUUCCGAAAUGUCAAAGAAGAAGACGAGGGCGAACCAGAAGAAUCUCUGGUGGACAAUUUCCGCCCACCCCAGCCUCUGCACGACAGGGUCAUCGAAGUGUCCGGCGAGGGUAACGCGGCAGGAAUCCUCGGACCUUCAGUCUUCGUGGUCCUGACUGCUCUCUCGUUCCUGCUUUGAGGAACCAACCACCGACUAGAUGUACCAUUAUAAUAUAGAGGGCAGCACAACUCGAACAAGGACGAUUCAUUUUUAAAUAUGGACACUGGCGGGAAAUUUAAGCCCUUUUUCUUUGGGCAAAGUUCUAAUGGAUGAGUUUUCAAUCCAUGAUUUUUGGCCAUCGACUCCGGCAUGAUAAUCUUCUGGUUAAAGCAAUCGCGAAAUCCCCUUGACUGCUAUUUCGAACUCUAAGUUCAAAUCGGUUCUUUAUAUCAUGAAUUACUUUCGUCUGGUCGUUUCUUUAAAUAGUAAUUAAGUUUGUUCAUUAUCAAAAUGUGCGCUGUCAAAAGCAGUAAUAGUAAUCUUUCCAUCAAAGCAAGACGAAAGUGAGAAAACGUUUUGGAUAAAAACCCAUAGUUAAAGAAAUAAAUAUCAAAAAUUUAAGUUUAAAUAAGUUUAGUUUUUUAAUAUUCUUUAAUAUGUCUAAGCAGAGGGAUAAAAAUUAGAAGUUUUCUUCGAACUAAACAUUAAACCGGAAGUUUGCCUGGGAAACCGGAAGUUUGAUGGGUCGCUUUUAAACAGAACGGAAAUAACUUGUCUAUUUCAUUCAAUUAAUUCUUUAUCGUCUUAAAGUAUCUGGAUGUGGCCUCUCUCACACACUCUUAUUCUUUACUUUCUCUUAUUAUCUUUUUCGUUUUAUUUAAUUGGAACAUUAUGGGAAUAGGUCCAUUGUGUUAAGUACAAUUAAGAAUGAACGUCCGAAGUUUGAGUUUUGCUGUCGGUUUAUUUCAGAGGCCAACUUUUUUGAACAGUUACAGAAUCGCGGUUUGAAGGGCAAAAGACUCUGAAUAAUAGACUGUGCAAUAAUGUUUUGAAUCAUUUUUCUUUUUUCUUCUUUAUUUUUUUUUUGUUAUAUAAAAGGUUACCUUUAGAUCUUUUUUUGGUUUUGAAAUGGUUAUGCUGGAUUCCUGCAAGUGUUCUUAUUUAAAAAUUUCAGGUAUUUUUCAAGGGCAUAUCAUAUAAAAUGGCAUUUAAAGAAGAACAUUCAAUAGAAAAAUGUAUCAAUGGUAAGCAACUAAUUAGUACUUAUCAGGGCUUCUUAAAUUGUGGGUUGUGACGCCAAAAUAUACCACAUAUUAGAAUAUUAGUUACAAAUAUUUUCACGGCACUUUUUCUUUCUCUUUUUCAAAAUUCAUAGCAUUUGAAAGCAAAAAAUCAUUUCAAAAAUCAUUUCGGCACAAAACAGUGAAUAAAAAAAAUUGAACGCUGAAUAAUUAUUUUUAUAUAUUACUAAUUAUUUCUUCUUCUUUCUUAUUACGACAAAAAAUUUUAUCGUUCCAAAAAAUUAUAGCUGAAAUUUUUCCCCUCCAAUAGGGGGAAUUUUUGAUUCCGUGGUAUACAAAAAUAUAAUAUAAAGAUGUCAAAUUUUAAGAUGUGAAUUAACUAGUCAAUAUUAAGGGAUAUUUUUAAAAAUUUUGUAAUGAUUUGCCAACCAAUCAGGGUAAGCAGAUAGCUAUUCUACUUAAGACUGCCAACGAAUGCAAUACUGCAUCCUCUAUAACGAAAGGUGCUUUCAAAUCUGUGUGGUGAUCUGCUAAAAACAUGUUACUGUUAUAUUAUUUUUGUAAUAUAUGUAUAGUACUACGUAUGUACAGCAAAUAUUAAAUGCCUCAAAUACGUAUAUUUAAUUGUUCGUAUCUCUGCAUACUCCAAUGUAUUGUUAUCAAUUUUCAUUUAAGAGGCUUACAUCUAUGUAACAAGUUCCGUUUGUGAAUGCUAUAGGAUUCUGGUUUUUAUUAAUAAAAUAACAUCCUGUAUA